AUGGCCGAUUUACUGAUUUACCGUCUGUCGUCCAUGGCACUCAAUACAUCCCUGAUUAAUGCCGAAAAGGAAGAGCUAGACGAGGAAUUUCACAGAAGAGAUCAUCCAUCCCCACAUUCACAAAUGCAACCACCGCUGCAGCCACCGCUGCAGCCACGCAAGCUUCGACAACUGCCCCAGCCCAGACAACAUUUACAACACUUGCACACUCAUCUGCACCCGCAUCUGCCCUUGCAACAACAACAACAAUAUCAAUCCUCACAAAGCGAUAAUGUGGAAUACACACCCAGAAGCUAUGACGACAAUUCAUCACCAAUAUCAUCUUCCAGCGACUUCAACCUCGCGCAAGUGCCUACGCGAUCAACUUUUGAAAAUCAGAAUAUGUCCCGAUAUAGUCAUAGCAACAGCAGUCACCGAUCAACUCCACAGCCACGAUAUUCUGAAGAUUACAUCAAGCAGAAGGAAUUGGAGUUCCUUGAACUGGAUGAACAAGGAUGGAUCCAUGGAUACGACAUCCCCUAUUCAAUAAUAACAUUUGAACCAUUGCAGGAAGACACUACCAAGAAGAAGCUUGUACGUAGCUACGACCAGAACAUGUUUGCCCCUAAAUUAGUUCUUGAUGAAAUUGAACACGCGGCAUUCCUGCGCAAGAAUUCAGCAGGAUCACAAUCACUAAGUACAGUGCAUUCCCAUGGCCCACCCACCGAAGACCAAUUGAAGGAUAUAUCACAAACGACAAUUGGUGAUGUGUUUUACAAUGAAGAUUAUCCUGGUGCAUUUGCAGGGUAUUUGUCCAUACCAAGAGUCACAUAUAAUGUGCCUAAUGGAUACCGUAGUAGCAGACAUCAGAAAUUAUGCCAAGAUGUGCCGAAGUUGAUCUACCUGACUCACUUAAACCACGACAAUUUGACAUAUGUGUUUGGUGGAUUGUACGUGAAUAAAGCAUCGAAUUUCAAACACUUGGGAUUACCGCUUGAUGUUGAUUUAGCUCGCGUAUCGGUGAAGUUCCCCUACCAAUUACCACCCUUUGUCAACACAAAACUCAUGACCAAUCCUUUUAUGCAAUCCUACCCAAACUUCUUUAUGUUUAAUGCCCAAAGGGGGUCCGUUACUUGUUUGGACACGGCACAAAUGGAGGAAUAUCCCCUGGGGAUCAAUGCCAUGACUGGUACACAAGUCUCCAAGCGACAUUUCUUCUUUUAUGGAGGGUGGUCAAUUGUUGAUCGACUGGUUAGUUAUAACCCUGAGAUGGACCGAUGGUUGAUUCACAAGGAUUUCGUGUUGAAUGAAGAUGGAUAUAUCGUCGACACCGUCACGUUGAAGUUCACCAAGGUUAAGUUGUCAGGCAAGGAGAAUUCGUUUAUUACGUUGGGAAGAAUGGGAAAUGGGAUAUGCGCCAAUGUGUAUGAUGGUGGGGAGUACAUGAAUUCGUUUCCCCGAGCACCCCUGCCUCCGAUAUUCACAGCAACUACCGUUCCAUAUACAGCAGAACGAGCUCCAGGAACCCGAACAGGUACAGCAGCAAGUAGUUUAGCCAGUGGGGUCAAUAAUGGAGUCAGUCAUAGCAAAUCACCUAACCGAGAGCUUAGCUUUGCCACCACCAGUCAUACAAGUGUGAAUCUCAAAUUUAACAAUUUAAAAAAUGAGGACGCUGGUUCAUUCACAGCAAGCAAUGCGUCAAAGCAUUCAUCAUUACAUCGGAUAGUUACUACUAACUCCGUUGAAUCACAAAGUUCAUCGGAGAAUUCUGGUAAGUUGCCACCUCCUCAUAUCCCCCCACCUGUCUUGCCAUCACAGUUACAGAAUAAUAAGCAUCAACCUCCAAGUAUUGGCAAAUUGAGAAUCAAUCCGAAUUUACCAGCUGUAAACAAUUCUCCGAGUGCUACCACGGGUACACCAGCAACAACAACAUCGACAACCACGGCUACCCCAUCCACAACAUUAUUGCAAACCCCUUCAAGCUCAACCACCAAGAUGAUGGGGAAUGUACUUGCUAAAUCAACCAGGAUUUUCCACAGACAUAGACAUACAUUAUCCGAUGGUAGUCCGGGAGGUAGUGGAAGUUCAGGAACAGCUGGUGGUACCAGUAGUUCUAACACAAAUAAUCAAUCACCAAGCCAAGACUCAGGAUCAUUACUGAGCUCACGAUCAAGAAUCAGAUCACCACAUCCACUAAAGUACAGUUAUUCUCAACGACACAAGGAGCAUCGAUCAAAGUCGCCUAAUCCCGGGACAACAAACUCAAGACCAGGCUCGAGAACUGUUUCGCCUAAUCUUGUGGCCACCAAGGCUGUACCUCCAGGUCAAUUGAACACUCCAACUACCACGUCGAGCACAAUUAAUACUGUGAGUACUACAUCAACCGCGGGAUUUGCUGGGUCUGUAUCUAACUUAAUCAAUGAAUCAUCCACACCAACACCAACCACUCACACGCCUUCGAUUAAGUCUGAAAAUCUGAGUCCUACUCCAAAUCCAGUGGGCGUGCCUGUAUUACCCUCGCAAUCACAACCAAACCAAUCCAGUUCAAGUCCACAAAUCCAAUACCCAUUCCCUAGUUACAUCCUCGAUGGCGAAACAUACAAAUCCAAUCGUCGUGUUAAUAUCAGCAACAAUGGCCGCUUUGACGAUUUGGAAGAAGUGGCUCUGAUUGUCUCGGAAGAAGACCCCAGUGGAAUCAAGAAGCACCAUGAAGGUAACGAAAAUGUCUUGUUUAACCAAGCCUCGUCCAUUGCUUGUGUGGUUGUGUUUGUAUAUGGUGGGUUCAUCAUGGAUAAUAUUGGUGUUGAUGGAAUACAGCAUUUCCGCGCCACGUCAGACUUGUUAAAGAUUGAAUUGUCAACACGAGGAAACGAUGAGAAACGCGGUUUAGGCGGGUUUUCAUUCUUGCCCGAAGCGCUUGUUUCUAGUGUGGGUACGCCCAAGGAUGGUCAUUUUGAUAUUAGUGUUGAAGAUGGAGAAUGGCCCGAGGCACGAGGAUAUUUCGCCCUGGUGUUGAUUGAUCACCAGGACCAAAGUCUUGAGGAGAAUUGCGCUUUUGAAGUAGCCAUCGACCCAAGCUGUUCCUUAAAACCAGGGCUUGCGAACCAGAUACCACCGAAUAGUUCUUCGUCGUUUCAAUUACCCCAGAUUGACACCCCUGCAGCUGACGAGGGUAAUGGUGCUAGUUUCCAAUGUGGGUCUGUCCUCAAUGAAUCGGAAAUUUCGCAAGCGGAACAGUACCUUUCCAGUAAGGCGUUGCUUGUGCAAGGUGGAUGUGACGAUUCGAAUAAUUUCUUUAGUGAUUUCUGGUUGUUUGUUUUCCAAACUGGUAAAUGGGAACGGUUGAACACGUAUGUGUACGACUACUUCAAUGUGCCGCUCGAUCCUAAUGAGGAUGAUGAUCUUAACAAGUACACUCCACAAACGGAGGUGGAGACUCCAGAAUUAAAGCCGGCGGAGUUGCGAGGAUGUCACCAUACUGCGAUGUAUUACAAGAAUGAAGAGCGGGAUUACUUGUUCUUUAUCGGUGGGUUGCGCCAGGACUAUUUACGUAAUUUUGACAAGGUUCCUUACAAGAGUGAUAAAUUUGAUGUUGCCCGGUUUGCCCGAUUCCCGUUGUGUACCGACAACUCGAUAUUCAUCCGGGUAUCCGUGUUGAAUAUCCAAACACAGACAUGGAGGUUCAUGAAGUAUCACUACGAUGUUAAGCACACCAUUACAGAAAAGUAUGUUAAUCAAAUCAUGAACAUUCCAGGGUUGAUGCAUGCCCGAUUGUGUAAUCUUGGUGGGAUGAUUAGUAUGCUGGAGAAGAAUAUCAUUAUUGGACACGGAUUUGCGUUGUUUUCACCGGAACAAAAGGCAAUGUUGGAAGAGAUGAAGAAGACUAUUCCAUUUGAUGAGUUUUUAUUUGGUGGUCAUAUAAUGAUUACGUUUCCUGGGUUAUAA
This is a messenger RNA of Spathaspora passalidarum NRRL Y-27907, 3924 nucleotides long. RefSeq lists its product as uncharacterized. The transcript has a single exon. Gene Ontology annotation, molecular function: protein binding. The coding region runs from base 1 to 3924 and encodes 1307 amino acids. Lineage: Eukaryota; Fungi; Ascomycota; Pichiomycetes; Serinales; Debaryomycetaceae. The record is from RefSeq and is a predicted model, not a curated record.